CGCUUCCAAUCAGCAUGAAACAAGCCUAGGGUCUUCUUCUUCCUUUCUCUCUCUCUAACCUAAAACCCAUCUUCUUCCUUCUAGCAUUUCUCGUUGUUACAUCCAUUGGCGCCAUCGCCACCAUCAUGCCGCUCUGUCUCCCUCCGUUUCUCAAUCCGAUGUCGCCGCUAUACUUUAUUCUUCCGGUACAACCGGAUUGAGGAUCUACGAAUUCCCCAAAAAUCCUUGUUGAAUACAUGCCUCUCGAAUCAAAUCAGGUAGACGAGGACCUCGAGGUGAACCUAUUUCGCAUAUUAUAUCCUGUCCCUAUUCGUGUCAAUAAUACCUUCGGUGGUAGUUCUGUUGGUUCUGGCUCCGACGACUUCUAUCAGAGCCUAGAAGGAUUGCUUUGGUCUCAGUGUAUUAGUGAACUGUUUAUAGGCUUAUUACCUGUUAGCGGUUGCUUUUACCAUCAUUUACAAAAACUAAACAGCAUCCUUAGAACAUCUCAGUGUAGGUUGGAACUUACUGCUGCAGAAAAGGAUGGAUUUUUCUCUGAGAUAAAUAUGGCUAUUGCUGGGAACCAUGGACUAGAAGUGCAGUUCAUUGGACUCAGUUUCCUUGAGUCACUGGUGUCUGAAUUUUCUCCAUCAUGUUAUUGA
Messenger RNA from Lactuca saligna, 641 nucleotides. NCBI's taxonomy places the organism in Eukaryota, Viridiplantae, Streptophyta, Magnoliopsida, Asterales, Asteraceae. The record is from the annotation of a GenBank genome assembly.